CUCUCUCUGUCCAUUCUUUUAUCCGUCGCUGGUCCUCCCUCCCUCCAUCGCGAGUUCUUUCGUCCUGUCUGCUGUGUGUCGCCUCUGGAUCUAACUACACUGGAUUACUCUUCCGGCUUUUCAUCUGGCUGUUUUUUUUUCUUUUUCUUUUUUCUUUUUUUCUUUCCGGGGGGAGAAGCAAAGUUAGACUGCACAUGAGGGAUUUCAUGGUGUGACCAUCUACUGAUCUCUCAGCUGACUCCUUCUCCUGGCUUCUCCGAAUGUGAUUCAUCCACUUCCACAAUUUGUCAAUUUGUAAGCAAAUUGUAUUUUUUUAUAUAUAUGGAUGAUAUUAUCAUUUCCAGUAUCUUUUCCUGAGCACAUUUUCUGGUGUUUUCAUUUCUGUGUGUCGGAAGAACUUUUCGUGCUUGAGGAGAGUGGCGUGGUCUAGCCUGGAUUGUUUACUUGACAGAGAACGAGCCCUCCAGUACGCUCCGAGCUCGAGAGAGCGACGAGCUAAAGUUUACCUUUACCUUCCACCCGCGGUUGGGAACCUUCACGAGCACGAUGACAUGGGAGGUGAGGCGGCUACGAGGACCAUGUCGCAAUCGUUGCUUUUCUGUCCCGACGGACUGCCCUUUUAUAAAAAUGUGACCAAACUCUCAUCUGCCUUUUCCUUAUGGACCUCUCUAAAUAUUGACUUAUAUGGUGUAUUUUUGUUACUGUUUUCGUUGUCCUUACUUGCUUAUUUUCUGGGCUGGGUUUACACCGAGAGUGAAGGGCAAAGCCUUUGAUAACUGAGUCUGGUCGGAGAUUGGUGGUUCUACCUCGUCCCGCUUCGGGGGAAACCCUACUUGUUCGAGUGACUGCCUUUGAACCUUUCACUACCCUCAUCAAGGGGGGUCUGUCUUCUUCUGAGACUACUGAGUGACAAUCUAGCCAGCCGGGAGGUGCGAGGCCAGAAACAGACCCCCCCUCCCAAAGGUGAGAGGGGGGUAAGAUGGCAGCUCUUGCCAGCUCUCUCAUUCGACAGAAACGGGCCGUCAAGGACGACCACGCCAACCGACCGGUAGCCAACAAGCGCAAAGUCUGCCAAAAGAGCAACAAGUCCCUUUGCCAGAAACAGAUCCUCGUUCUCAUCAAUAAAGUUCGAUUAUGUGGCGGUCGAAGAAGACGGCCGGAAUUAAGACCGGAGCCGCAGCUCAAAGGCAUAGUUACCCGUCUGUACAGUCAGCACGGCUACUACCUCCAGAUGCAGCCAGACGGCACCAUGGACGGCACAAGGGACGAGAGCAGCUCCUUCUCACAGUUCAACUUGAUUCCUGUGGGCCUGCGGAUAGUGGCGAUCCAGGGGGCAAAGACUGGGCUCUACCUGGGCAUGAACAGCGAGGGGUAUCUCUACACGUCGGAACACUUCAACCCCGAGUGCCGCUUCAAAGAGAGCGUGUUCGAGAACUACUACGUCACCUACUCCUCUAUGCUGUAUCGCCAGAGCCAGUCCGGCCGCUCGUGGUACAUCGGCAUCAACCGCGACGGCCAGGUUAUGAAGGGCAACCGCGUGAAGAAGACCAAGGGCGCCGCCCACUUUCUGCCCAAAGUCAUUGAAGUCGCCAUGUACAAGGAGCCUUCGCUCCACGCGCUGGUCGGCGAGCAGAGCCCUCCAUGCAAGACGGUCAAGACGUCCGACUCGCCGUCGCAACAGAACGGCAGGAAAGAGGCCCCCAAAGCAGACGCCUCAUAG
Messenger RNA from Alosa sapidissima (American shad), 1720 nucleotides. It is a transcript of the gene fgf11b, whose product is annotated as fibroblast growth factor 11b. Gene Ontology annotation, cellular component: cytoplasm. Gene Ontology annotation, molecular function: fibroblast growth factor receptor binding; growth factor activity. The record is from RefSeq and is a predicted model, not a curated record. The transcript is spliced from 5 exons. Lineage: Eukaryota; Metazoa; Chordata; Actinopteri; Clupeiformes; Clupeidae. Gene Ontology annotation, biological process: positive regulation of cell population proliferation; positive regulation of protein phosphorylation; regulation of cell migration. Bases 980 to 1720 code for a protein of 246 amino acids.